Pristis pectinata (smalltooth sawfish) is the source of this 2325-nucleotide messenger RNA. Its product is annotated as serine incorporator 1-like. The coding region runs from base 128 to 1561 and encodes 477 amino acids. The transcript is spliced from 10 exons. The record is from RefSeq and is a predicted model, not a curated record. Gene Ontology annotation, cellular component: membrane. NCBI's taxonomy places the organism in Eukaryota, Metazoa, Chordata, Chondrichthyes, Rhinopristiformes, Pristidae.
ACGUCAGGAGAGACGCCGCUUUGUUCGCGGCCGUCGGCUGCCUGGUAACGUGACUGUCAGUGGAAGAGGAAGCGGCGGCCGCUGGUGGCGGACCUGGCCUGGGUCUGUGCUCCAACAGCGCUGGGACAUGGGCGCCCUUUUAACCGUGUGCUCCCUCGGCAGCCUGGUGUCAUGUCUGUGCAGCAGUGCACCUUGUUUGUUAUGCAGCUGUUGCCCCACUUCCAGGAAUUCGACAGUAACUAGAUUGAUCUAUGCAUUCAUUUUGCUUCUGGGAGCCCUUGUGGCUUGUAUUAUGCUGGCUCCAGGAAUAGCAAUUCAACUAAAAAAGAUUCCAGGGUUUUGUGAAGAUGGCUUUGGUACUCAACUUCCAAAUGUUCAUGGGUUUGUGAACUGUGAUGUGCUAGCUAGUUACAAGUCAGUUUAUCGUAUCUGCUUUGGAUUGGCUGUCUUCUUCUUUCUUUUCUCUCUGCUUUUGAUCAAUGUGAAAACGAGCAGAGAUCCCAGGGCUGCAGUACAUAAUGGAUUCUGGUUCUUCAAAGUAGCUGGCAUCAUAGCUAUUAUAGUAGGAGCCUUUUACAUCCCCGAAGGACCUUUUACAAGAGCUUUGUUUGCCAUUGGUAUGUUUGGUGCGUUCUGCUUCAUACUGAUCCAGUUGGUUUUGCUGGUAGAUUUUGCUCAUUCUUGGAAUGAGUCAUGGGUGGGAAAGAUGGAGGAUGGGCAUUCCAAGUGCUGGUAUGCAGCUUUGGUCUCCAUUACCAGUCUGAAUUACAUCUUGUCUUUCAUUGCAAUUGUGCUUUUCUAUGUAUUUUAUACCACACCUGGAGGAUGUGCUGAGAACAAAUUCUUCAUUAGCUUCAACAUGAUAUUUUGCAUUGCUUUAUCUGUUAUUUCUAUUCUUCCAAAGAUACAGGAAGCACAACCUCGGUCUGGUCUUCUUCAGUCUUCAGUCAUUACUCUGUAUACUAUGUAUCUCACGUGGUCUGCAAUGUCAAAUGAGCCUGAUGGAGAAUGCAACCCCAACUUUAUGGGCCUUAUUAAAAGUUUGGUCAUGCCCACAUUUGUUCCGGUCAAUAGAACUGAAUCUUUACAUGAAGAUACUUCAUCUCCAGCUGGACCUCCAACAGCAGUGCAGUGGUGGGAUGCACAGAAUGUUGUUGGACUUCUCCUCUUCAUCCUGUGUCUGUUAUAUUCAAGCAUUCGUACUUCAAACAACAGUCAAGUGAAUAAGCUUGCAUUCACGACCAGCGAAACUGUGAUGUUGGAUGAUUCAUUGUGUGGCAGUGCUGUCGAUGAACAGGGAGAUGGCACUAGAAGAGUCCAGGAUAAUGAGCAGGAUGGAGUCCAGUAUAGCUAUUCCUUCUUCCACUUCAUGCUUUUCCUGGCUUCACUCUAUAUAAUGAUGACACUAACAAACUGGUACAGCCCUGAUGCUGACUACAGGACAGUUACGAGCAAAUGGCCUUCAGUGUGGGUGAAAAUCACUUCAAGCUGGAUCUGCCUACUUUUAUAUCUGUGGACUAUGGUGGCACCUCUUAUUCUUACCAACCGUGAUUUUGAAUAGCGCAGCAUGUUCUUGUUUGAACAUGAUUGCUGAAUUAAACAGUCCAUCAAACAUGAAAUCAAAUGGUGUAGCUUUUGUGAAACAAAAAAACAUUGAAUACAAAAGAACAUUCAAGGGGCCAAUGCAUUAAAUCAUUGCUUAAAUAAGAAAAAUGCUUUUAGCCUUAAUGUUAUUUUCUCCAGAUCAUUAAUAUGCACUUUCUUGCAUCCUUUUAAAAAGAGACAAGUGGGAUUGGGUGUGAGAAAAGCAUUUUAAAAUUUAAAAAAAUUAAUUUAGCCUGUCUAUCAUAGAUUUUAAGGAAAUAUUGUUUAGAAGCUCCUUUAUGAGCCCCAUAGGUGCUUAAUACUGUUUUUUUUAAAGCUUCCUGUUACUUUGGAUGCAUUCAAGCUCUAUUAACCUUUGAUUAUUAAAUUGAAGCUUUUAUUAAUGCCUAAUUAACAGUUUUGUCUUGAUAUCUGAACAUUAUGGAAGUUGAAUAGAUUUAUUAGUAGUAAACACAUCAUUCCUCUGGCCUACAUGAGCUUAUAAAGAAAACAUUAAAUAGCAUCUUUUGCAGUAUUUAAUGUCUAUGGCUGAUGGCGGGCAUGAUGGUUGGAAAUGGGCCAAUGAAAGAAUGAGAGAUGUCUCAGGCUGCAAAUGAAGCCUUGUCCAAAUAAUCUUGUCUUUAAAGUUUAUAUUAAUUGUAUGGAGAGGAGGAAUGCUGAAACAUCCUAUCCAAAUUUGUACCAUUAAAAUUAUAAUAAAAUUGUAUUAAUAUACUCAAA